GUUUUGGGAUGACAACACCGCGGACUGUGCCUGGCAAAAUAGUACUCAUCUUUUACGGAUUCUUCGGCUGCGCUGGAGCUAUACUUUUCUUCAACCUGUUCUUGGAGAGAAUCAUCACCUUUUUGGCCUACAUCCUCAGAGCGAUCCAUGAACGCCGCCAAAGAAAGAACGGCAUGGGGGAAAGUGGACGUCGUUCAAGCCAGACUUCAGAGGACGAACAGUUAGAUUCCUGGAAGCCUUCUGUGUACUGGGUGAUGUUGAUCUUACUGAUAGGAGCCCUAAUGGUAGCGUUAAUUGCUUCGGCCAUGUAUUAUCCCGUUGAAAACUGGACGUAUUUUGAAGCCAUGUAUUUUUGUUUUAUCGCUUUCGCUACGAUUGGUUUUGGAGAUUAUGUUGUUAGUCAGAAAGCUGAAUAUCCACAUGUAGUUUUUUACCGUUUAGGGAAUUUCAUCUUCAUCGUGCUCGGUUGUUGUUGCAUUUACAGCCUCUUCAACGUCAUGUCCAUCAUUAUCAAGCAGGUGCUAAACUGGAUGCUCCGAAAACUAAACUGCGAAUGUAGAAUUCGAAGACCGCCUAUGACUCGUCGCAACGCUAUUACCCCAGGACAUCUCCAAAAAAGUAGGAGAGGAACUGCGUCGCAAGAAGGCAGCAAAGGCCCUAUGGUAACAGUCACCGACGGGGAAGGAGACAGCGAUUCUGAGUACCGCAGAAAUUCAGGGGAGAUGAUUUCCAUGAAAGACUUCCUGCAGGCCAACAAGAUCAGUUUGGCCAUGAUGCAAAAGCAGCUGUGGGAGACAGCACAACGGCAGAGUUCAUAUCACAAUAACAACAGCGGUUUCCAAGGCGGUGUAGGACCAUUAGCCAUCCUGAACAGAAAGCUCGGUCAAGAUGAGUAUGACCCCAGCAUGUGA
Messenger RNA from Candidula unifasciata, 911 nucleotides. Lineage: Eukaryota; Metazoa; Mollusca; Gastropoda; Stylommatophora; Geomitridae. The record is from the annotation of a GenBank genome assembly.